Molecule: messenger RNA, 874 nt
Organism: Eruca vesicaria subsp. sativa (arugula)
Lineage: Eukaryota; Viridiplantae; Streptophyta; Magnoliopsida; Brassicales; Brassicaceae
Source: the annotation of a GenBank genome assembly
ACAUCUCUUAAAAAGUUUCUUUGUAAUCAAAAUCAAUGGCAGGUAUCAAAGUUUUCGGACAUGCUGCUUCAAUUUCCACCAGGAGAGUCCUCCUCACCCUCCACGAGAAAAACCUUGACUUCGAGCUCGUCCAUGUCGACCUCAAGGACGGUGAGCACAAGAAAGAGCCUUUCCUAUCCCGCAACCCUUUUGGUAAAGUUCCAGCUUUUGAAGAUGGAGACCUCAAGCUUUUUGAAUCAAGAGCUAUUACUCAGUACAUAGCUCACCGAUAUGAAGGCCAAGGAACUAACCUUCUUCCUGCUGACUCCAAGAACAUAGCCCACUAUGCAAUCAUGGCCAUUGGAAUGCAAGUAGAAGCUCAUCAGUUCGACCCAGUGGCUUCAAAGCUUGCUUGGGAACAUGUGUUUAAGCUCAUCUAUGGCUUGACCACAGACCAAGCAGUUGUUGCUGAAGAGGAGGCUAAGUUAGCCAAGGUCCUUGAUGUGUACGAGGCUCGGCUCAAGGAGUUCAAGUACUUGGCUGGUGACUCUUUUACUUUGACCGAUCUUCACCACAUUCCUGCGGUUCAAUAUUUGCUUAACACCCCCACUAAGAAGCUCUUCACAGAGCGUCCACGUGUCAACGCGUGGGUGGCAGAGAUCACCAAGAGGCCAGCUUCCCAGAAGAUCCUUCAGUGAGACAUUUCUAAUAGGCUCUUCAAAAUGGUUCUGCUUCAGUAACAAUAAUAAUGCUCAGAGUAAUAAGUGGCUGCUCAUUGCCCAAUUUCUCAAUACUAUGUUUUAUUUCUAUGUGUAGUUGAACUGAAAACUAUCUAUCUAAUCUUCAAGCUUUUCUAUAAUAAAAAGAUUAGUUACUUAUUUAAUAAAAAGGUUGC